Messenger RNA from Podarcis raffonei (Aeolian wall lizard), 3771 nucleotides. RefSeq names its product BCL2 like 13 (gene BCL2L13). Gene Ontology annotation, biological process: regulation of apoptotic process; apoptotic process. The record is from RefSeq and is a predicted model, not a curated record. The coding region runs from base 849 to 2261 and encodes 470 amino acids. The transcript has 7 exons. NCBI's taxonomy places the organism in Eukaryota, Metazoa, Chordata, Lepidosauria, Squamata, Lacertidae. Gene Ontology annotation, cellular component: mitochondrion.
GGGGAGGCGGUCGCUUCUUCCACCCCUUCCCUACCACCGCCUGGCUUCUCCUUUAAAACACACACAAAAUAUUCACUGUGGUGGUUUCUGCCCACCCCACCCUCGUCCUGUGUAGAGUCUGCUUUAUAGGCUCCCCACCGCCCCCUACUUGAGGUUGGUGUUUCCCUCAUGGCCUUUGGUCUCCUCAGCCGCGUCCCUUAUCCACGGUUCACGUGCGUGAAAGGCGGGACUUUUCCCGGCACUUGCGCCUUCGGGCGGUUUCUCUUUUGAAGGGCAAACUAUUUCCCCUUCCUCCCGUCAAGGAAAGGGGGGACCGGCUGAGGUGGGGGGAGUGUUGCGUGUUGUGUUUGUGGUGUGGGUUGUUUCUCCCCAUGUUCUUUCCCGUCGCUCUCGAGUUUUUAAUAAGGUGGUCAGGGAAUGCAGUGCCAGCCCUCUCCCCACCCCCCUCUUUUAAAUAGUUAUAAAAAUGUAGGUUGGCUGUUGGCGGUCAGUAGGAGCGCCCCCCCCCCAUGCGUGGCGUGAAAUCCUGGUUAUCUUCCCUGUGUUUGAAGCGGUUGAAGGACAGGCCCCUCCUCCCGGGGACUGAGCAGGGUCAGCGUUGUUGACAAUGGUGUGCCCUGUCAGCUGCCAGAUCUCUUCUGCUCCCAGAGAGAGCUGCUGCUGAUUGCUGCUGCUGCUGCUGCUGGAGGAGGAGGGGUGUGUGAACGUGCUCGUGCUUGCGUGCACUUGUGCUGCUUUUUCUUCUCGCUAGCAUCUCCCUGCUUUACAGCUGCAUUUCCUCAACAGUUGAUCUUAAACAGAGAAAAUUACAUAGCUCAUAAUCCUGUGGGGCAUUGGAAGCCAACCAAAUGGCAUCUUCUACUACUGUGCCUGUAGGUUUUCACUAUGAAACAAAGUAUGUUGUCCUCAGCUAUUUGGGUCUCUUGUCACAAGAAAAGCCUCAGGAGCAGCUCUCUCUGCCAACUCAAGUGACUGAUCCAUCUGCGGUCUCACAAGCUUUAGAUAAGGAAGUCCUGGAGAAAGUUAAAGCAGAAAUUGAGGAAGAAUUGAAACGUCUUGAUGAAGAAAUUUUGGAAGCUUUUACCAGCACAGGCUUUGAUUGCCACACAUCUCCAGUAUUCAGUCCUGCCAACCCAGAGACUUCAAUAGAAGAUUGCUUAGCUCAUCUGGGAGAGAAAGUAUUCCAAGAAUUGAAAGAACCUCUUCAAAAGGCAUUAGAGACCCUACUUAGCAAACCAGUAACUUACAAGGAAUACAAGGAGAGGACACAGGAAGCAUCAGCUCAUGCCAGUGGAUGGAGCAAGGUUUUAGUGCCUCUGGUGAUCCUUCAGCGAUUCCUGAUGGAACUGACAAGACAGGGCAAAGAACCACUUGGGGCACUGCUGAAUUUUGGAGUGACCUACCUGGAAGACUAUGUUGCAGACUAUAUCAUCCAGCAAGGUGGAUGGGGUACUGUUUUUAGUUUGGAUUCUGAAGAAGAGGAGUACCACGGAAUAAUUGCCGAAGAUAGCAAUGACAUCUACAUCCUAACUAGUGACAACUCAGGCCAGGUGAGCCCUCCUGAGUCACCUACAGUGACAACAUCUUGGCAGUCGGAGAGCUUGCCAGUUUCUUUGUCAGCUAGUCAGAGUUGGCAUACUGAGAGCUUACCUGUCUCGUUGGGGCCUGAGUCUUGGCAGCAAGUGGCUAUGGAUCCUGAAGAAGUGAAGAGUUUGGACAGCAAUGGAGGUGGGGAAGAAAGGAGUGAAAAUAACUCUUCAAACUCUGAUAUUGUUCAUGUUGAAAAGGAGGAGAUACCAGAGGGGGUUGAGGAAACAGUGGUGUCAGAAGUGGUCCUGCAGGCUGACCCUGCAAAGUCUGCUUCCCCAGAACCUCCAACUGCAUUGCUGGAGCCAGAAGCUGAAAUUGUGUCUCUUAAAAAGCCAGGCCCCUCUGCACCUUCACAUAAGGAACACCAGAAAGAGGGGAAAGAGGUGCUGCUGCCAGAACCUGAAGCUCCAGCCUUGAGUAAACCUGUCCAGCAAUUAACUCAGUCAGAAGAAAAAGCUACCCCCAAACCUGAAAGAAUACUGCCUCCAGAAGAAGAAAUAAAGGCCAGAAAGGGAAGCUAUUCUGAAGAAAAGGAAGAGAAGACUCCUGCUGGGGAGGAGAAACCCAUCCUCUUACCAGAAGGCAAAUCAAUUCUACUAUAUGGUGGGGCAGCUGCAGUGGCCAUCCUAGCUGUGGCAGUAGGUGUAGCACUAGCAUUGAGGAAGAAGUAGUGAAUGCCUCUCCUCAAGGAAGUAGCGCCUGAAUCUACACUUAGUUGCAUUGGCUGAGGGUUGUGGUGCCUGCUGUUAAUGGGAAAUUCAUGUAGCAAAAAGGGUGAUGGGGCAAGGGUACACUAUAAAGCUAAGCCUGGGGACAAUCAUGUUUUUAGUGGACUGGUAUCGGAUCUUCCUGUUUAACAUAUAGGGGUGUCAUUUUGAAAACCCCUGCACAUUUAAUAUGUAUGUAUAACUGAGAAAUGGGGAUGCUUAUACACUGGAAACCGGCACAGAACAUUCCAGGGGAAAAGGAAAGUUUGUUGUUAUCCCUGGAGAUUUCCCUUCCAUAAGCUGCUCUUGCAGCUUCUUGGUUCCCCUUUAACCUCUUGAAUGAGAGGCUCAGUGUAGCAUGAGGUUGGUAGCUCUUUUGUCUCGGCUUCCUCAGGUAUUGCACAGCUCCUCUUGACCUCCCAGAUCUCUUUUAAACCCCAGUGGGUUAGUGCUUCUUCAAUACAGUGGUACCUCGGGUUAAGAACUUCUUUCUUUCUGGAGGUCCAUUCUUAACCUGAAACUGUUCUUAACCUGAGGUACCACUUUAGCUGAUGGGGCCUCCCGCUGCGCCGCUGCUGCGCGAUUUCUGUUCUCAUCCUGAAGCAAAGUUCUUAACCUGAGGUACUAUUUCUGGGUUAUCGGAGUCUGUAACCUGAAGCGUCUGUAACCCGAGGUACCACUGUACCUCUUUGCUUUAUACCUUUUCUACCCCCUCAUAUAUAUUUAAUGAAAUUCUUAAAGCUCUUUAAUGUUGGGUGGGUAAAGCAAUAGUCUCCCAUGCAGGGAUGAAAUUAUAAGAGUUUGGUGGGAAGACGUAUUCUUUGAUCCCUCAUGUGUAUCUGAUCUCUGCUACUUUUGUGUUUUCCCUCUCCCUUUGCCCUUUUAAUGCAUCCUGUUUUUUAUAUCUGUUUAGUUAUCAAAGAGACCCUUUUAUCAUUCUGAUGAAUAAAAAGGAGAAAUGUUCAGCAGUUGUAAGCUGAACUGGCAUCACUUGCAAAGUCAAAAUAUAAGCACCUGCUUUGGACAUCUUUUCCCUGUUGUGUUUGCACAAAUUCAAGAGUGAAAGAUGCUUAGCCUUAAAUUGACCUUGACCACUGAUAAAAAGCCAAGCACAAGGUCUUCAAAGAAAUGAAGUCAUGUAGUUCAACCGAAGCAGCAUUGUGCUGUCCCUCCCAGUUGUUUGCCUGGUUUUGGCUGUAGAGUGAAUGGUGACCUGAAAGCCAGUAAGUCACGUAAACCUGCCAGAUAAUAGCUACCUGUGGAAAGUUUAUUUUUAAUCCAGCCAGGUAUGAUUUCUACCCAAGAGGAAUGAAAUAAGAUAUGUCUUAUCAGUGUUUGGUGCUGUGUGUGUGAUGGAAACAAAAUUUAAAUAUUACUCUGUUGGUGUUUGCUGGCUCUAUGGAGUGGAAGCUCUCAUGUCCUUCAAGCGAUUGCUGCAGCUUGUUUGGGCUGCUGAGAUGUGUAUAAAUCAAAA